AUGCUUCGCUCCCUAGUCCGCUGCCAUGCGCUCCCUCCGUCGACGCAACUCCGUCGCGUCCUCUUUUUCUCCACCGGAACUUCCGUCUCCUCCUCAGGCGUCACUGCUUCUCCCGAUCCCCACUUCAUCGUCGAAUACCUCAUGAAUACAUGCGGGUUCUCCGCCGACGAUGCUUCCAAGGUCUCUAAGUUUUGCCCUCGUAUUAAGUCCACAGAGAAGGCCGACGCCGUUCUUGGAUUCUUCAGAUCUCAGGGCCUUGAUGGUGCUAAUCUGAGAAGGAUAAUAGCUUGCAAACCAGGAUUGCUCGGCUGGGAUGUGGAGACGAACCUCGCCCCAAAGUUUAAACUUUUGCGCGAAAUGGGAUUAUCUGAGUCCGACAUCAUCGUUAUCGUUUGGCGGCACCCUACAGUUAUUGGCUCCAGCAACGAGAACGCGCUUCUCCGCCGAUUUAAGGUUUGGGAAAGUUUAUUGGGAUCGAAGGAGAUCCUUCUCAAGCAUCUCCGGAGGUCUGGAUGGUUUUUCAGCUGCAGCAUUGAGAAUGUAGUGCGCCCCAACAUGAACUUCUUACGGGAUGAAUGUGGUAUUCCUGAAGACCGCGUUUCUCUUGUUAUUAAAGGGGAACCCAGCUUCAUCGCCCAAAACCCAGAUGCCCUCCGGGCUCUGGUAGAUAGAACUGACGGGCUUGGAGUUCCCCGAGAAUCUAUGAUGUUCCUCUGGAUCCUUGAUGUGCUGCACAAGGUCAGCAGGGAAAAAUUUGAGGCCCAUGUAAAGAUCAUGAACAGCUUUGGUUGGUCGAACUUGGAUUUUGUUACUGUAGUCAAGAAGCAUCCAACUUUUUUACGUCUUUCAACAAAGGUAUUGCAGAGAAAGAUGGAAUUUUUAGUUAAGGAUGUUGGAAUGGCACCUUUAGACAUUGCUAAGAUGGCAGUCGUUUUACGAUUAAGUUUGGAAAAGAGGUUAAUUCCUCGAUUUCAUGUGAUGGAGAUUUUAAAAUCUGAAGGGUUAUGGACUUCACAGAUGAUGUUAUCUACGUUUUUCUCAUCGCCGGGACCAAAAUUUUUGCAGAAGUAUGUACUCCCUUACAAAGAUAAAUUACCCAAACUGCAUGAUUUCUUGUGA
Molecule: messenger RNA, 1119 nt
Organism: Zingiber officinale
Lineage: Eukaryota; Viridiplantae; Streptophyta; Magnoliopsida; Zingiberales; Zingiberaceae
Product: transcription termination factor MTERF8, chloroplastic-like
Exons: 1
Coding region: 1-1119 (372 amino acids)
Biological process (GO): regulation of DNA-templated transcription; chloroplast organization
Cellular component (GO): chloroplast
Molecular function (GO): double-stranded DNA binding
Source: RefSeq, a predicted model, not a curated record